CUCUACAUCUAAACCUCAAAAGAAAGCUAGAAUUAGUUCUGCUUCUGAUAAUGGAGAUUCUACUAGCUCGUCUUCCUCCAAAUUAAAACGUCAAGAAAGUCUAAUGAAUUGGUAUACAAAACCAAUGUCGCAAGACCAACAUGCUAAAAUAGAUAAAAGACUACUUGAUGCAGUUGUUUAUAGCAACUUGCCUUUUAAGAUUAUCGAGAAUCUCUAUAUCAUUAAAUUUCUUAAUGAAUUAGCUCCAAAUUAUAAACCACUCUCUGCUGAUACCUUAAGCUCUAAAAUUCUCAAUAAUUCAUUUUCAGCUUACCUGGAAAAAAAUUGGGAUAGGAUACCUGUAACUAUGGUCACACUAGCAAGACAGGCAGCUCUGGGGCAUCUGUGCAACUUUGGGUUACAUGAA
This is a messenger RNA of Dentiscutata heterogama, 406 nucleotides long. The record is from the annotation of a GenBank genome assembly. Lineage: Eukaryota; Fungi; Glomeromycota; Glomeromycetes; Diversisporales; Gigasporaceae.